Messenger RNA from Gamsiella multidivaricata, 728 nucleotides. RefSeq lists its product as uncharacterized. The record is from RefSeq and is a predicted model, not a curated record. The coding region runs from base 207 to 692 and encodes 161 amino acids. Lineage: Eukaryota; Fungi; Mortierellomycota; Mortierellomycetes; Mortierellales; Mortierellaceae. The transcript is spliced from 3 exons.
GUCCAGUUGCUGUCAUGGCAUCAAGAGUUCAUUAAAUUACUUGAGGUAUUCUUCAGGAACCAAUACAGUCCGAUGGGCUAGAGUAAUGAAGCGUGAAGUAUGAACAAACGUACGAAGACAAGUACCCCCAUGGCCCAUGGCUCACCUUAUCCGCUCUUCCAAAAGGUCAAGGUGUGUUUGGUUGAGUGUGAAUGUGUAUGUAGUCUAUGUGGAUGUCGAUGUCGAUGCAAAUGUGGAUGUGGAUGUGUGGAUAUCUCUCUCACUCUCGUUUUCGUUCACUCUCCUUCGUGUUGCAACCAUUCCUCCAAUCACUGCAAUCCGCAAUCAUCUCUCCUCAUCACACCUUGUCUCCCCCUCCCUCUCACCCUCUCUCACCCUCUUUCGCCUCCAUCAACAUCAACAUCCGCAUCCCACUUCAUCUCAUCCACAAUCCCAUCUCUCUCAUACACGCACACUGCCCACCUCGAAUAUCACACCUUUCCCCACUCCAACUCUUUUUCGCAAUCGUCGCCCUCUCUUACCUAGUCCAUUUGAUUGCUGAGAUCGAUCGAGUGUGCGAUCAUGAUAUCGUCUCUGUUAUCCUGAGGGUGUCUCAAAAAAGGACAGACGGGUUCUUGUUGGCCUUGGACAUCAGCUCUCUUAUAGAUUUCAGUCCAGGCCGUUGUGAUUUGCGCGCUGUGCCAUCACUAUAAUAGAUUCCACCCAUGGGCAUUCGAAGGACCUGAAGA